GUCAAUAUAGCUUCUAUAGUAUGUAGGUAGUAUUUCUUCUAUAUAUUAAUCGUGAACUUGAAGGUCCAUGUAUACUAAAAACGCAAGAUCUCAAUCAAUGCGAUUAUCUCCCGAGUCCUUUACAGCUACUUCGCUUCACACCUUUUUCCACAUUACCAGCCAAUUCAAUUAAAGUCUCGUUGCAUUCCAUCUACCUAUUUAACUUGCCAAGAAUGUCCUCGCCUGAUAGUGCCGCUCGACGCGUACUUCGGAUUGGUAUCAUUGGCUGUGGCGAGAUAGCCCAAGUUGCCCAUAUCCCCAAUAUCAAUUUUCUGUCGCAUCUAUUCCGAACCACAUACCUGUGCGAUAUCUCGAAGGAUGCGCUUGAACAUUGUUCGACGAAGGUCAAUGGUUCCAUCCCAAAUACCACUACUGAUCCCGAAGUUCUAUGUUCUUCCGACGAAGUUGAUGUUGUCUUGAUCGCAAACGCGGAUGCGUAUCACGUGGAGCAUGGGCUGCUCGCCCUUAAGAACAACAAGUAUUGUUUAAUCGAGAAGCCAGCUGCGGUAUGCUUUCGAGAUCUGGAUAGGCUCGUAGAGGCAGAGAAGUCCUCAAAGGGUAAAGUGUUUGUGGGUACGAUGCGCCGUUUUACCUCCGCAUUCGUAGACGCCGUACAGGAAGUGGGCGGGUUCGACAAGAUCUUGUAUGCGCGUGUCAGAGACAUCAUCGGACCAAACUCAGUUUUCGUCGACCAAUCUGGAACCUUUCCGCAGAAGUUUAGCGACUUCAGCGAUUCCGACACGCAAGAUCGACUUAAGCGCGAAGAUGAUAUUCAACAUCAAGCGCUAGACAAGGAGUUCGGGGUCCCUGUCACACCUGAAUCUAGGCGCAUGCUGCGGGUCCUUGGAGGUCUCGGAACACAUGAUCUAUCAGCCAUGCGUGAAAUAAUCGGUAUGCCACGUGGUGUAUCCGGGGCGAUGCUUACAUUUCCGGGAAUCUUUAGCGUCCUUUUCGACUACGGCAAUUUCUGCGUGACUUAUGAGUCUGGGUUCGUCAAUGUUCCUGAAUUUGACGCGCACAUUGAAGUGUACUCGCCCGAUAAAAUUGUUCGCGUUGAGUUCGAUACUCCGUAUGUAAAGGGCCUGCCGACGGUCAUGGUUGUCAAAGAAAAGGUUGGUGACAGCGGUUUCCAAAAGCGGAAGGUCAGAAAGACAUAUGAAGAUGCGUAUGUGUUGGAAUUGAAGGAACUUUACCGCUGCGUAGUUGAAGGCGACUUGCCAAAGACUAGCGCAGCUGAUGCAAGGAACGAUAUUGAACUAUUUCGAAUGAUAUUGCAAGCCGGCGCAGAUAGAUAUCGUUAGGUACUACAUAGGUACUGGGUAGUCAUAUGAAAGAUCGGCUCAAGCUGAAAAUUAAA
Annulohypoxylon maeteangense is the source of this 1396-nucleotide messenger RNA. RefSeq lists its product as uncharacterized. The coding region runs from base 213 to 1340 and encodes 375 amino acids. Gene Ontology annotation, cellular component: cytoplasm. Gene Ontology annotation, molecular function: nucleotide binding; oxidoreductase activity. Lineage: Eukaryota; Fungi; Ascomycota; Sordariomycetes; Xylariales; Hypoxylaceae. The transcript has 2 exons. Gene Ontology annotation, biological process: NADPH regeneration. The record is from RefSeq and is a predicted model, not a curated record.